Messenger RNA from Sphenostylis stenocarpa, 2520 nucleotides. NCBI's taxonomy places the organism in Eukaryota, Viridiplantae, Streptophyta, Magnoliopsida, Fabales, Fabaceae. The record is from the annotation of a GenBank genome assembly.
AUGAAAAGCCAAAGUUAUGAUGAUCAAAGCUGUUCCCAUCGGCAAGUUUCUGAUAAAGAAAGCAUAUCCGGUUGUGCUCUAGUUGCUUCAUUGUUGAUGACGAGGAUACAAGCUAUGGAAGUAAUUAUAAGUGGGUUUAACUAUUUUACUAGACACCUUUCUGACCUGGCAAGCCAGCAUUGCUACAUUGAACUGAAUUUCCAAGGAGCUUAUGUGGUCUGGAAGCAAGUGAUAUGUGCAUUGAUAACAGAUGGUAAGCUUGCUCACCAGGAAAUUGUGAAGAAACUAGUGGAGUUGAUUGGAAUUACAUCUAUCAUGGAGGUUUUAAUACGCUUGAUUGGUGCUGAUGAACAUAUGUAUGUAAGUCAUGUGAAUGCAAUGCAGUGGAUUGAAGAUACUAAUGUGCUUGAGAUGAUUGUGGAUAAAUUCAGUUCUUCGUUGUCAACAGCACCAUAUAGUGCUGUUGCAGAAUUGUGUUGUGAAGUGCCUGGAACAUGCUUCAGUGGUUGCCCAAUAGCCACAGAAAAUCCUGCAAAAUUGCAGCUGGAUGAGUGCUGUUGGAGUGUGUCGGAAAAAUGUACUUUAAUGAUGAAAGAGCCUUAUUUAGGGGAGUCACUUAAGGAUUUCGCCCUCUCCCCUAGUCCCUCAGUCACUUGCAUGCCCUUUGUUCUGAGGUUGAGAGCAAUCAAUCAUGAUUCUCCAGAGGUACAUGCUAAUGCAGCAGAAACUCUCUGUGCUAUUACACGAUUUGCUCCUGCAGGGCUUUCUGUGAAGAUCUCCAGUCCUAGCUUUAUAGGAAGAUUAUUCCGUCAUGCUCUGGAAGUUUCGCGGCCAAAAUCUGUUCUUGUGAACUCUCUAUCUGUAUGCAUAUCUUUGCUAGACCCUAAGAGACAUACUUUUGGAGCUUAUUAUACAUAUAACCGCCAAAUGACUAAUGGGUCUAGUGUAAUUGCAAAUCCCGAGACUGUUGAAGGAAUGCUAGAAAGCCUAGGUGAUUUACUGAACCUAUUAGAUAUUUCUUCUGCUGAAAAUCUCUUGCUAACUACUUUUGGCAAAUUACAACCGCCUCUCGGUAAACAUCGUUUAAAGAUUGUUGAAUUUAUAUCAGUGUUAGUAACUGUUGGUGGUGAAGCUGCUGAGAGGAAAUUGAUUGAUCUUGGAGCAGUACAAAGAAUUAUAAACUUGUUCUUUGAGUACCCAUACAAUAACUUUUUGCAUCACCACGUGGAAAACAUUAUAACAUCUUGCUUGGAGAGUAAGAAUUCUUCUCUUCUGGAACAUCUUCUCCAUCAUUGUGAUUUUGUUGGGAAAAUUAUUCAAGCAGAAAAGCAAUUCACGUUGGAAGCUGAUACAAACAAGCCAACAAUACCUGCUGAGGGUAAAUCAGCACCCAGGAUAGGAUGCAUAGGACACUUAACCCGUAUAUCUAACAAACUUGUCCAGUUAGGGAAUAACAACGGUGUGAUUCAGGAACAUUUGAAGGGAAAUAGUGAUUGGACAGAUUGGUACUUGGGUGUUCUAUCCAAUCGCAAUGCUGUGGAAAAUGUCUAUCAAUGGGCCUGUGGGAGACCAACAGCAUUGCACGACAGAAAUAGGGAUAGUGACGAGGAUGAUUAUCAAGAUCGGGACUAUGAUGUUGCAGCAUUAGCAAAUAACUUAAGUCAGGCCUUCCGUUAUGGCAUUUACAAUAAUGAUGAGAUUGAAGAGGUACAGUACAGUCAUUUCAAGGGACCUCCUGAUGUCUAUUUUGAUGAUGAAUCUGCAGAAGUUGUUAUAUCUUCUCUGCGUUUGGGAGAUGACCAUGAAAGUGGAUCUCUAUUCACAAAUUCCAACUGGUUUGCUUUCGAGGAGGAUAGAGAUCGAGUAGCCAAUGAGCGCUCAACAGGUUCCCCUACUUCUCCAUCACCUGAUGCUGAAGAGGGUAUUGUAAAAGCCAGUGGAGAUGAUGUUAUUGCUGGUGAAGAUGAGGAGUUAGCUGACACUGCAACAUCUUCUCCAGAAGCAGGACAAAAAUUAGAACAUUGUGGGACCGAUAAACCUGUUGAGUGGGUUGAAUGGAGGGAAUCUUCAGACGCCAAUGACCCUUCUGAUGUUCUUCCCAAUGGGGAAAUUGGGAACAAUGAUUCUGGUGCAGCUGAUUCACCAUCUCCAUCGUCUAUUGUUACAUUAACAAAGGAUGAGCAGACAGCUACUGAUUUGCCAUCAGCGUCUCUCAACUCUAUUGAAACCUCUGAGCCAACUAAAACAGUAACUGAAAAUCCAAGUUCAUGUGCACCAACUUCGGCGGAUGGUACUGAACCAUCCACAGAUCUCCUCGCCCAAGCUCAGGUCACGUCGGUCUUUAGCAUUGCAGAGCUUGGAAUGGUUGCUGAUAAGGACUUGAACCUCAGAAAGCAUACUAAAAAUGGGAAAAGGCCAAAACAUGAAGGGGUUCUGAAACUUGUAUUGACUUGUCCCAGUAUAUUGUAUAAGUUGCUUCAGAAUCAACUUCGGAAAGACUUCCUGGUUGGAUUGAACUAG